Messenger RNA from Sitodiplosis mosellana (orange wheat blossom midge), 725 nucleotides. RefSeq names its product cytochrome c oxidase subunit 5A, mitochondrial (gene COX5A). Bases 144 to 599 code for a protein of 151 amino acids. The transcript is spliced from 2 exons. Gene Ontology annotation, cellular component: mitochondrial inner membrane. Gene Ontology annotation, biological process: mitochondrial electron transport, cytochrome c to oxygen. NCBI's taxonomy places the organism in Eukaryota, Metazoa, Arthropoda, Insecta, Diptera, Cecidomyiidae. The record is from RefSeq and is a predicted model, not a curated record.
GACCACAUGGAUUUGACAGACUAAGACGACCACUCGACGAAACGUCAUUUAACUCUACUAAAAACCAUAUUUUUUUUUUCAUCCGUGAGCUAUUACCUAACAUUUCCAUACAUUUUUGCUUGUGUGAAAACAAGAAGGAAAUAAUGUUCCGAUUGGUCGCUACGCAAUUGUCAAAAGUUGGACACAGUGCCGUUCUCGGUCGCACUGGUGUGAAUGCAGUGGCUGCACGUUUCUGUCACCCAGGAACACCCGAUAUCUAUGAUCCAAACUUUGAUGCUCAAUACGAGGCAUACUUCAAUCGUCAAGAUAUUGACGCUUGGGAAACUCGCAAGGCAAUGAACGAUUUACUUCGUAUGGAUUUGAUUCCUGAUCCAAAAAUUAUUGUUGCUGCAUUGAAAGCAUGUCGUCGUCUCAAUGACUAUGCAUUGACCACUAGAUGGUUGGAAGGUGUACAUCAUCGAUGCGGUGGCGAUGAACAAACUUGGAAUUGGGUUGUUCAAGAAAUUCGUCCAACUUUGAACGAAUUAGGCAUUUCCACACCACAAGAACUUGGAUACGGUGUACCAGAAUUGGCUUUGAAGCGCCCUCACGAAUACUAAAACACCAGUAAGGAAAUUUUCGUUUAAAUUACACUUAGCAGCCAAUUGUUCUUUUCAUUUGAAGAAAAAAAAAAAGUAAUGUAUUAAAUGGUGAAUUAAAAAGUCAAUAAAUGAUAUCCAAGUAAA